Messenger RNA from Lodderomyces margitis, 1218 nucleotides. RefSeq lists its product as uncharacterized. The transcript has a single exon. The record is from RefSeq and is a predicted model, not a curated record. The coding region runs from base 1 to 1218 and encodes 405 amino acids. NCBI's taxonomy places the organism in Eukaryota, Fungi, Ascomycota, Pichiomycetes, Serinales, Debaryomycetaceae.
AUGACUUCUGAAGUUUUAGAUUCUACCGCACCAUCAGUAGACGUUUCUCGAUACGAGGUAGCUAUAGUCAAGCAGGCUUGGCUUGCAUUAAAUUUGUUUCGCAACUACCAUCAAAUCAACACCAGCAAAACCGCAACAAAUACAUCCGAAUUAAUUCGCGACGAGUUUACCUUUCGUGAAUUCCAACAGAGUCUUGCCGCUAGGAUUUUUGAUAGAUCAUCAGCCGAAGAGCUCACAACAACAAGUUUGAUUUCAACUCCAAAUAUCGACCAUGAUUUAUUUGGCGAUUCUCACAACACCACUAAAUCAAUGUCAGAUUUCGAUGUUGAUGAAAUUCUAUACGAUUACCAAAUCGAACCUUUGCUUCAAUUCGUUACAAUCAUGAUCAACUAUUUAGAUCUCAACAUGAUCCAACCAGGUGAAUCAAUGAUUAAUCUCCUGAAAAAGAACGUUCGUUUAUAUGGCAUGUCAUCAGUCAAGUAUCAAAUCUUUGGUGAAUGUUUGAUACAAACCAUGGUUGAAAAACUUGCCAUAACUGACGCUAGCAAAUUCCAAGGCGAAGAGCAGUUUAUUUUUAAUAAGUUCUUGUCUCAAGUUUUAAGCUUUUUGGCUUAUUACAGUCGAGACACAACAGUGACGCUCCCAAGAGAUCUCUCAUCAAAACAUACAACUAAACUACUGCCAUACUCGGAAUCAUUAUACCCAGUGCCAACCGUAUCGGACAAUUUGAAUGAUGAGGUGAACCCUACCCCGUAUGCUAAGUUGACUCCACCUGUUAAGCCAGUAACUAGGCCGUCAAUUAGCUCAAGUCAUUCAAUUUAUACCGAGAAAUCAUCGGAUUUGUCCCUUGGCCAUCGUCACAACGAUGAACUUUCUGAUUAUGCAUCCGAAUACGAUAUCAAUUCAAAACAGUCCUCACCCACCGCUAAAGAUGAACUACCCCUUUUACGUAUGUCGUCCAAUGAGUCGAUUGGGGACACAUAUGAUUUGUUGAACUCGUUUAGGUGUUAUCAAACACCACUAGAAGUUAACAGGUACGAUCAGCUUAAACGGUCCUUUUCAGUAACUUCUUCUCGUGAGUCGAGUGGGAAAAAAUGGGGGUUAUUCAAUAGAAACAAAACUGGCCUGAGGCAAAAAAAGAGUGGCGACUUGCAAGACCAGUAUAAAGAUAGAUCAAAACCUAGGACGGGACUCUAUAGGGUGAUUAGUCGUAGGUGA